This is a messenger RNA of Metopolophium dirhodum (rose-grain aphid), 2436 nucleotides long. Its product is annotated as gastrula zinc finger protein xLCGF3.1-like. NCBI's taxonomy places the organism in Eukaryota, Metazoa, Arthropoda, Insecta, Hemiptera, Aphididae. The transcript has 6 exons. Gene Ontology annotation, cellular component: nucleus. Gene Ontology annotation, biological process: regulation of transcription by RNA polymerase II. Gene Ontology annotation, molecular function: RNA polymerase II cis-regulatory region sequence-specific DNA binding; DNA-binding transcription activator activity, RNA polymerase II-specific. The record is from RefSeq and is a predicted model, not a curated record. Bases 259 to 1233 code for a protein of 324 amino acids.
AUAACUAUUAUUUAUUAAUCUGUUGUCAAUAAUUCCAUUUACUAUCAAAAUAAAUGUCAAAAUAUCUCAAUGUCGUUUUGAAAUUGAAACACAAACAAUUAUUAAUAUAUUAAUUUUAAUGUUAUUAUUUAUUUAAGCUUUAAGUGAAAAGUAUUUUAGAUUAAAACUAUUUGUUAAAAUAUUUAUAUCACAUCACAAAAUUUAUAUUUGUAUUGUAUAGGUACAUGAAAUAUAUUAUUGUACUACACUAUUAAAAUUAUGUAUUACUGUGACGUAGAAGACCAAGAAUUAAUCCAUAACAAAAACAUCGAGUCAUGUAUGUUAAAUACAAAUGUUAAAAAUCAGCUUAACAGUUAUGACUUGGACACAAGAACUGAUAAUACAAUGACUGAAACCAAAAGAAAACCCUUUAAAAUUCCUGACCACAUUUCUUCUAUUGAAUGUGAUGGAAGUGUUAAAUAUACUUGUACUGUUUGCGAAAAAACUUUUAAUUCAAAAAAGAAUUGCUUUUAUCAUUUAACGUGUAAUGGAGAUGGAAUAAAAAAACUAUUGAUAUGUUAUAAAUGUAAUAAAACAUUUAAAAUCCAAUCACAUUUAGAUUAUCAUAUGUUAACACAUUCAGGUGAAAGACCAUUUAAAUGUGUAGAUUGUGAUAAAUGUUUUUUCACUAAAUCUAAAAUGAUUGAACAUAAAAUAGUACAUACAGUGCGUUCUCAUUUUUGUGCAACAUGUGCGAAAGGUUUUAAAAGAAAGCGAUCAUUAGAAGUUCAUAUGAAAUCUCAUGCUCUAGAAAAACCAUUUCAAUGUGCAACAUGCUUAAAAUUUUUCAAAAAUAAGCAAUGCUUAAAAAAACACCACAUUAGGAAACAUUCUGGAACUAAAGCAUUUUCAUGUGACAUAUGUAAACGGAAAUUUAGUUUGAAAGAUGCAUUGGUUUCACAUCAAAAGACUCAUAUAUUAUCAACUCAACUAGCUUGUUAUUUAUGUAAUCAACGAUUUAGAGAAAAGCGUUAUUUACAAAGACAUCUUGGAACUCACAGUAAAAAAAACAUUUUGAACUGUCCAAUAUGUAUGAAGAAGUUCACACGUAAAGAUAAUUUGGACCGCCAUGUAAGAAAUACGCAUUUGGAAUCUGAGAACAUUAGUAUAAAUGAACAUGUUAUCCGAGCUUCUGUUAUAAAAGUUGUCAACAAGAUUGAAUCAUGUCCUGUUAGAGUAAUUCAACAUACUUAACUGUUAUUUUGUAUAUAGUAUAUUUUAAUGUUUAUAGAUAAUAGUUAUUUUAGUUUUAUGAUAUUAUGUUACUGUUAUAGUUAUUAUACUGUGUCUACCUCAUUUAUAUUUUUUAAUUUAUUAUUUUAUUGAUUUACACAAUUUAUUAUUAUGUAACAUUAUGUGUGUUAAUAAAAGCAUUAGGUACUUUCAUGUUAUCUCGACUACCCAAAAUUUCCAAAACUACCUCGUAUAACUAAUAAUAUGCUGUAUACUUAAAAUAUUGAAUUUUGAUUUUAAUUAUUUAGUUUUUGUUUUAAAUUUAAGAAUAUUUUUUAUACUUGUAAUGAAUUAUUAUUACCUGAUAAAUAACUAGAAUACCUAAAACAAACAUAAAAUAUUUUUUUGGGAUAAUACAUUAAUACCUACUUCAUAAAUAUAUUAACUGAAUGUUAAUUAAUGUCAAAAAUAUAUUAAGAACAGUGGCGUAUUUAGGACCUUAGGGGGGGUCUAUGGUGUCUGACCCCCCUUCCCCAUUUUCCCCAUAAAUACCUAUCUAAACAUCUUAAUAAUAUAUAUAUUAAUACUAGCUGAUCCCGAUCACUUCGUUGCCCGUAAAAAAAAUUGCAACUGUUCAACUCCUUUUAGAUGCAACUACGUCGGAUCGCGAACAAUGUGCGAUAGCAUAUCAAGUAGGCAAUGUGCAAAAAUUUGAUUUAAUGUAAUGCUUGCACCUGAUCUGCCCUAUUAAUCAAUGGCAAUCAAAUAAAAAAUACCUAUACUAAUUUAUUAUUUAUUUUUCCUCUAACUAAUAGCAAUCAUUUAUAAACAAUAAUUUCCACCGUAAAUCUCAAAAUCCCCAUUUGAGCAUCUCCCCGGAUGGGCGGUAGGAGGGUGAAAUAUUCUUUACGAAUAUACACACAUAAUGUCAAGCCGUAAUGGAGGAGUGCUACCCCACUAACACUGACACGAGAAUUUUAUAUAUUAGAUAUUCUGUAGCGGAGCCCCCCGCUUAAAUGUAUUUGGAAAGUUUUAGCUAAAUACCUGAAUCCCCUCCAUGAAAAAUUUCUAAAUACGCUACUGAGUACGAAUAUAAUGAACAUUUUUAUUAAAAUAUUGCGCUAGUCGGGAUAACCUGGAAGAUUAUACCAAGUAGUCUUGGAAAUAUUUCGGUAGUCGAGAUAGUUGGCGGUUGAGCACCUAAAGUAGUCGAGACUCUAGAGA